CUACUCUGGGUUUGUGGAAACUUUGAUCGACACCGACUGCUAGACGUGUUGAAAGAAGGCUCAAACUGUAUCUACUUUUAAUAUUUGGACUUUUCUCCGCCGUGUCAAGCGCUGUUCUUCUAUGAACCUUGGACUUGAGAAUCCAUUGCUUGAGGAAGCAGCGCAUUUGUGUGAAUUAGCGGCUCCGAAAAGAAACCAUAUCUGGUCAAAGUAUUCAGCUGUCACAUGCGCUAUAUAUAGUGUGGGAUAAGCGCUGUCUGAAGUGCUGUGGUUGGGGGAGCUCGACUGUUCCUGUCUUUUUUCCUUUCUUCUGUCCACUUCUUCUAUUUGAUCUUGUUCACCAUGUUCCGUAAAGAGAUGGACAAGUACCGGGAUGUGGAUGAGGAUGAGCUAUUGCAGAAGCUCAGUGAAGAAGAGCUCAGGAGACUUGAAGAUGAACUUGAAGAGCUGGAUCCCGAUAACGCACUGUUGCCGGCAGGAUUCAGACAGAGGGAUCAGACUAAGAAAGCUCCGACCGGAACGUUCCAGAGAGAUAACCUUCUGGCUCACCUGGAGAAACAGGCCAAAGAACAUCCAGAUCGAGACGAUCUUGUUCCCUACACUGGCGAGAAAAGAGGUAAAGCAUGGGUGCCUAAGACCAAAGGUGUUGACCCUAUCCUGGAAGAUGUCACGCUGGAGCCCGAACUAGAGGAGGCGCUAUCUAGUGCUACUGACGCAGAAUUGUGCGAUAUAGCAGCCAUUUUGGGCAUGCACACUCUGAUGAGUAAUCAGCAGUAUUAUGAAGCCUUGGCCAGCAGUACUAUCGUCAACAAACAAGGCUUAAACAGUGUAAUCCAGUGUACUCAGUAUAAGCCUGUGCCAGAUGAGCAGCCCAAUGACACAGAUGUAGAGGAAACACUACAGGGAAUCAAGAGAAAUGAUCCAGACCUUGUUGAGGUCAACCUAAACAACAUCAGGAAUAUUCCAAUCCCAACUCUGAAAGCGUAUGCUGAAGCUCUAAAAGGGAACAGUGUUGUGGAACGCCUGAGCAUCGUUGGCACCAGAAGUAACGAUCCUGUGGCCUUUGCUCUAGCAGACAUGCUGAAAGUGAACACCACUCUAAAGAGUCUAAAUGUUGAGUCAAACUUCAUUACUGGAGCUGGAAUUCUGGCCCUCGUGGAAUCUUUGAAGUGCAACACUACACUGCAGGAGCUAAAGAUUGACAACCAGAGCCAGCCUUUGGGUAACAAGGUUGAGAUGGAGAUAGCUAACAUUUUGGAGAAGAACACUACUCUGCUGAAGUUCGGAUACCACUUCACCCAGCAGGGCCCACGCUUGCGUGGAUCUAAUGCCAUGAUGAACAACAAUGACCUGGCACGUGUAGUUCGGUCGGACUCAGAUGGAGCGAUCACAUUCACACUGUCAGUCCCUGAGCUGGAAAGAGCCUUCUGUAAAAAGUUCAAGUUCACAUCAAAACUCAAUAAGAAAGAGAAGGCUUGAAGGAGGACCCAUCUUUCCUAAAUGUCGGACAAACGUGUAGCAGCAUCAGGAACCCUCUAUGGCCUGGGACCUGCAUCACACCCCAUCUCAUCCCAAAUCCUCCCUUCAUUUCUGUCCCUUUCACAGAUAAAUGACAGGAUCAUCUAAAAAAUUCAGAAUGCUUUUUUUAAUGCCCCAGAUCUGGAAACCCAAAGGUACCACCAUCUGUUUACCAGACACAUAGUUACUCAUGGCGAGUGUUUUAAAAGUGUGUAAACUAGCUGCCAUAACAUUAGCUGGGAAAAAUCACCUACUUGUGUUGAUGAAGCAGUAAAGAUGAAAAUAACGCUCAAUGUAUCACAAUGUUCUCAGUCGAACCUAAUCUUCUUGCUGUAAACAGUUUGAUCUUAAAGCCAGCCAUUUCACUGUUUGGAUGCACACCAAGAGCAUCAAACUUGACUGAUUGUAGGUGUGGUUUUGCCUGGCCAGUUGAGUUGAGUCUCACGGUAGUGGUAGUUCUCACACACAUUGUAAUUCUCCUCUCUUGAAAUGUUUAACAACUGGUAAAUUUGUAGCUAUGCAAAUUCAUUGCUGGCAAGUCUCUGUACUGUGGUAUCUAGUACUUUGCUAACACCGAUGAAAGUUGCAUUGUUAGUGCAUAUUUGUAUAAACUCGCAUCAAGACGUCAACGGCUCAUAUCGCAGAAAUCACCAACUCGCAUUGGUUUGAUUCGAAAAAAAAGUUUUUUUUUAUGUUUAGGAUAAGCUUGGUUUCAAUUUCAAAAAUUAGCAAUAAUAGCUCUCUUAUUAUACUAACAGUCUCUCUAUGCACUUAAUAUAAAAUCAAUGUGAAUGAUGUGUAUACAGUGUUCUUCCUCAUUAAAUGCUUUUUUAAUGUUUGAGUGAGGAUCAAAACACAAUUGAAAACCUAUCAUCAAACUAUAUGUAUUAUGACUGCUCUCCUUAAGUAACGUCCAGGUGAAAUCUGUGAUGAUACUAGUAAAAUCUGUGUUAAAUUGUUUGCAGUCUUUCUUUCCUGAGAGGAGCCAGCCCAGACAGAACAGACUUCGCAACGCUCAUAUUUCCAUAAUUAAAUAAUAACCACUUAAGCUUAACGAUCACAAUAGGCUGGUUCAUGAUUUCGGUUUCUGUCCCCAAGACCUUUUAAGAUUUAACUUUUUUUUUUUAAUUUGCACAUGCUACGAAAUACAUGUGACAGUUUGCACACAUCUAUUUUUAGUGGCAGAAGCGAAUGAAAUGUUCACAAUGUUGAGCUGUUGUACAGGAAUAUAUACUUAAAAUUGCACUGAAUGAUUUUUCAUGCAUCUUGAUUUUGAGGUGAAAAAUGACCUGGUCAUGGACCUGCGGACCUCUUUUCAUGAGACGAGGCAUCAUUUAGAAUCUGUCAUCUGCCGUGAUUUAGCAGGUGUGUGUGUGUUUUUCAGAUUUUUGUUGUCUGUGAUUAGGCCUACUCUCUUCACACUCUGCCAGCACAGUAAAAGUCAGUGUGUUUUAUGGAUGUAAACAUUUUCCUACUGUUUUAAGGACAGAGCAUUUAUAGGACUUUUGGAACUGUCGUCUUGUUCAAAACCAAAAAGGGAAAAUUUACUGUUGAUCGUCUUGUCCUGUGUUUGGACGCAGGCCCAUAAUGUAGCCAUAGAGUGCCUGGGCUGGUGCACAUAUUUACAUUUUGUUAGUGCACCUUACUGUAUGUGGUUUAUUGAUUUAAUAAAGACUGAAUAAGUGGUG
Carassius gibelio (silver crucian carp) is the source of this 3206-nucleotide messenger RNA. RefSeq names its product tropomodulin 1 (gene tmod1). The record is from RefSeq and is a predicted model, not a curated record. The transcript has 11 exons. Bases 343 to 1479 code for a protein of 378 amino acids. Gene Ontology annotation, cellular component: striated muscle thin filament; myofibril. Gene Ontology annotation, biological process: pointed-end actin filament capping; myofibril assembly; muscle contraction. Lineage: Eukaryota; Metazoa; Chordata; Actinopteri; Cypriniformes; Cyprinidae. Gene Ontology annotation, molecular function: tropomyosin binding.